This is a messenger RNA of Penicillium crustosum, 5763 nucleotides long. RefSeq lists its product as uncharacterized. NCBI's taxonomy places the organism in Eukaryota, Fungi, Ascomycota, Eurotiomycetes, Eurotiales, Aspergillaceae. The transcript has 6 exons. The record is from RefSeq and is a predicted model, not a curated record. The coding region runs from base 1 to 5763 and encodes 1920 amino acids. Gene Ontology annotation, cellular component: nuclear RNA-directed RNA polymerase complex; nucleus. Gene Ontology annotation, molecular function: zinc ion binding; helicase activity. Gene Ontology annotation, biological process: regulatory ncRNA-mediated heterochromatin formation.
AUGAUUCACCGCGGAAAUUGGCGAUCUCGGGGCAAUACGAACAACCGAGGAGGACCCAACAGCUUCAGAAAGCGCAAUCUGUCGGAAACAUUAUGUGUGCACUUUCAACGUGGCAGGUGUCACUACGGUGAGAGGUGCAGAUUCUCGCACGAUGUGAAUAAGGCUUCCGACUUCAAGUCAAAUCCGGCUGCAUACCAUCCCACAACCCAUGAUCUGGACGCUCGGAAUCAAUACUUCGACUGGAAGAGACUUCUUAGAAAUGGGAUCUUAUGGCCUGGAUAUUCUCGAAGGGAACAUGAAGAGAUCGUUCAAUUCUGGAACGGGGCUCUUGAAAUUCUUGACAGUGACAGCAGAGAGAAUCAUCAAUUCCUCGCCAAAGAUCUCGUGGACGACGAUCUUCAUGGAUAUGAUUUUAUCCUGGCAACUGCAGAUGCAGACAAUCCAGAGGGAGUGCGACAUAUUCCAACUUACAACGAGCUAUUUCUCAAAGUCAUUACCCAUACUUCUCUCUUGAACUGUCUUUCUGUCGAUUCAUUUGUUGGCACUUUGUACACAUCCUUUGGUGGUACGAAUGGAGAUCGAGCAAUCAGAUAUCUGAGAAAAGAGGAGACCAACGAAAAUGUACCGGUUAUCUCCCUGGACAUGAUCAAGUUACUGUUGAAUACCCUGUAUCAACUUUUGUCAAGAGUCCGAUGCGCUCGAUUCCAUGAUGAAAUUCCCGCAUUGCUCGACCUAAUCCGCGAAGUGGGCUCCCAAAUUACCGAAACAUGCUCGAAGGCCGAUAUUGACGGACUUGAAAGCAGAAUAGAAGUCAUGCAGAGCCUGAUCGCUAGCGCAAACCGCAGUCUUUUUACACCCAAGGUAUAUGAGAAAAAUCCCCAGAAGAGUGGAUCGGCCCUUUCUUCUUUUCCGCUGGAUAUGCAAACCCCUGGUGGGAGACACGACAACGACCUUACAGAAAUUUCUCAAGUUCAGAUCCUUCCUACUUAUGGAGAGAUUGUCAGCGGCAAUUCAGAAUAUCUACCCUCUACCAACUUCCUUCAGCCGCACUUUCUCCCCAACCCUUUGCAAAGAUACAUUGACUCAACAUUCCGGCUCCUGCGCCAUGAUAUCUUCGGCUCAGCUAAAGAUAUCCUUCGAUAUCUGCUGCAGCAGAAUGAUUUGACACGACUUUCAUAUUUCUCAAGCAAAGAUAGCGGGGCACAUCUCUAUCUAGGAGCACAGAUCCCCCAAAUAUUUAUCAAUGAGAGAAAUGAGCUCGAAGCGACCGUGUCCUUUGCUAGUCCACUACAAGUCCGCAAAAAGGCAUCCAAUGAGCAAUGCAGAUGGUGGCAAGACUCCAAUCGACUAGAAGAAGGAAGCCUAGUGUGUUUCUUGACCUCCCAAGAAACUCACAGGAGGCUUAUUUUCCUCGAGGUCACUGUGAAGAAUGCUUCCAAGGACCGAGCCCACCAGAACAAGAGCAGUCUUGUUUCUGAUAGGUUUUCACCUAGUAUUACGGUCAAGCUUGCGGCAUGUCUACAACAAGAACUGAUCCUCCUAGGCCAGCUUUACAGCAAGAAAGUCACCGGAGAGUUGGCAUUCCAAAAAUGGAUCUUGCCAUGCCAUAAGGAUGAUGAAGAUAGUCACAGCAUACCCCCACCGGCAUACGCGCGUAAUCCAGGGUUCAUCUUUCCUCUGACUUCGAUCACAACUGUUGGAGCCGAAAAGGUUACAUUGGACCCGAGUACCCCUGAAUCUAUUGACCUCUUGAAGCUGCAAACUCAAACUGGUCUCGACCAGGGCCAGUGCCAGGGACUUAUCGCGGCCCUCACACGAGAGUAUGCCCUCAUCCAAGGCCCACCAGGCACCGGAAAGUCCUAUCUGGGUGUUAGGCUUGUUCAAGUCCUCCUCGAGAUCAAGGAAAAGGCAAAGUUAGGCCCAAUUCUUGUGAUCUGCUAUACCAACCAUGCCUUGGACCAAUUCUUAAAGCAUCUUCUUGAUGUUGGUAUCCAGAAAAUCAUACGUAUUGGUGGCCGCAGUCAGGCCACUGAGCUUGAAGGCAAGAACCUUCGCGUUGUCAGUAAAGACAUUGGGAAGACGAGGGUAGAGUCGCAAACCCUCGGCAUGUCCUACGGGGGACUUGAGGACUGCAUGAGGAGUGCUGGAUAUGCAAUGAAACCUCUACAUCAGUCUCAAAAAGGCCUGACUUGGGCCGCGAUGGAGCAUUUCUUGCGCCGAAAAUGGCCUAUUAUACAUGAACAACUGAACCGACCAGACAUAGAAGGAUUCACAACUGUCACUGAUGAUAAAUUACUCAACUGGCUUAAAACCAAAUCGAUGAAAACCCAGAAAGACCAGAAUGAGAGUGGAGUUGACGAUGUGCGCUUGGAAGGCCUCACACGCGCUGCGAAUGAAAAUAUUCACAGUCUCUCGAUACCGGAACGCCGGGUUCUUGCAAUGAGCUGGUUUAAACAGUGGCAGGAAAUCGAAACCGCUUCGCUUUUUGAGUCUCUUGAUCGCGCUGCAAAUCUUCGCCGAGACAUUAAUGCAGUCCAUGAAGAGGUCAACCGCCGAGCAUUGAUUCAAGCAGAUGUAAUAGGAAUCACGACCACAGCCCUUGCGCGCCAUAUUGAGACACUGCGUCGAGUAGGAACAAAGGUCAUUAUAUGCGAGGAAGCAGCUGAGGUAAUGGAAGCCCACGUCAUCUCAGCCCUGAUGCCAGGGGUUGAACACUUCAUUCAGAUUGGGGAUCAUCGACAGCUGCGACCACAGAUUCAAAAUCAUUCACUUAGUCUUGAAACAUCCACAGGAAAGACAUGGCAGCUAGAUAGAAGCCAGUUUGAGAGACGCGCUGUUGGUGAGCCAGGUCUCAAGCCAGCCCCUAUCGCACAGCUCAAUGUACAGCGAAGAAUGAGACCUGAGAUCUCGCAACUUAUCAGAAGCGUCUAUCCAAAACUCGAGGAUCAUGAAAGCGUGCUGAAUCUACCCAAUGUUGUUGGGAUGUGGAACAAUCUCUUUUGGCUGGACCAUCGAUGCGAUGGAGAUUCAAGAGAUGACGGCAGCCGUGUUAAGUCUCAUAGCAACCAGUGGGAGGUUGAUAUGGCUACUGCUCUUGUUCGGCAUCUUGUUCGGCAGGGAGAGUACAAGAGCACGGAUAUUGCCCUCUUGACACCCUAUACCGGGCAGCUGCGGAAGCUCAGGGCAUCGCUAGCCAAAGAUUUCGAAGUUUGUCUCAGCGAGCGGGACUUGGAGACCUUAGCCGCGGAUGGACUUGAGAGGUUCGAAGAUGAAUAUCCUGAGUCAAAUGGUCGCAAGGCAUUCGAGAAGAAGACGUUGCUCCAGACGCUCCGCCUUGCUACCGUCGACAACUUCCAAGGCGAGGAGGCAAAGGUGAUCGUUGUCUCCCUAGUCCGCAGCAACUCAAAGCACAAGGUUGGAUUCCUACGUACCGAAAACCACAUCAACGUGCUCCUCAGUCGAGCUCAGCACGGCAUGUAUCUCAUUGGAAAUGCUGAAACAUACCUCAAUGUCCCAAUGUGGGCCGAUGUCCACUCUCAGCUCGCCCGUGCGAAUGCAGUCGGCACGGAGUUGGCUCUCUGUUGUCCUCGCCAUUCAGACACGCCUAUUCUUUGUUAUGAACCUCACGAUUUUGAGAGGAAGAGCCCUGAAGGUGGGUGUAGUCUCCAGUGUACCCGUCGACUCGAGCGAUGUGGUCAUCAAUGCCAGGCUAAGUGCCAUUCGGCGGUCAUGCAUGAGGGCUUUGCAUGUGGGAAACCUUGCCCACGUAUCCGAUCAACCUGUGAGCACGAAUGUCCCAAGCUUUGUGGUGAAGAUUGUGGCCCUUGCAUGGCGAAGAUUCAAGACGUGGAGCUUCCUUGUGGUCAUAUCAAGGAAGCUGUCUUUUGCCAUCAGAUGUCUAACUUGAAAGUCAUUAAAUGUGACGUAAAGGUCGAAAGGAGUGUUCCUAAAUGUGGCCAUAAAAUUCAGGUUGGCUGUUACAAAGACGUCACGUCCCCGAUCUUCUGUUGCCCUAAGCCAUGCACCGACAUUCUCAGCUGUGGCCACAACUGCAAUGGUUGCUGCGGAAAUUGUCUCCAAGAGGUCCAUGACGGAAGAAGAGUAUUUAAGCACCCGAAGUGCACGAAAAUAUGUGACCGCCCCCACGGUGUUUGCAAUUAUAGGUGUCCCAAGAUAUGUCAUAAUGAGGAGAGCUGCGGUUACUGCGAGGCAGAAUGCGAAGUUAGAUGCUCACACUCAGCGUGCGACUUGACCUGCGGAAAGGCAUGUGCACCAUGCAUCGAAAGUUGCACCUGGUCCUGCAAACACCAAGGCCCCUGCUCAAUGCCUUGCGCAGCAAUAUGCGACCGGCUUCCUUGCAAUGAGCGAUGCACUGAGAUCCUCAAAUGCGGCCAUCAAUGCCCGAGCCUCUGCGGGGAAGACUGUCCGAACAAUCUGUGUCAAGAGUGUGGCGACAAGGGGGACGCGCGUGUCGACUUCCUUGAAUGGAAAACAUAUUCCGAAAUCAGUCUCGAUGAGACUCCUAUCGUCGUGCUUGGAUGCGGCCAUUUCUUUACCAGUGAGUCCGUUGAUGGGUUGGUUGGCCUGGAUGAAGUAUACACGAAAGACAAAGAUGGAAAAUUCGACGGUCUCCGAGAUGUCUCUUCUUCUCUUGCCAGUGUCAUACCAUCGUGCCCGGACUGUAAGCAGCCCAUUCGCCAGUUUGUGACGAAACGUUACAACCGUGUUAUCAACCGUGCUGUUAUGGAUGAGACUUGUAAAAGGUUCCUUAUCAAGGGUCGCACAGACCUUGAAGGCCUUGAAUCGCGUCUGAAUGACAUUGAAGACAAGCUCGACUCUAAGCAAGGGUUGGUGGGGGUGGGGGACACUGAAUUACGGCUUAAAGCACGAUAUGCAGCCUGUGCACGCCUUGCGACGGAGGCUUUAGCUCUCGGCAAAGCCAUGGGGGCCGAGAAUCGGCCGAUGAAACGGCUCAUGGAUGCGAUUGCCAUCUACCGGAAGUCACCAAGGGACGAUGUAGUCUCCCUCUCAGCCCGAAUGGAGGCGAUGAAUAUAGCAACACGAAAAUCCGACAACCAGAUCACCCUCGGCGCACGGUUAAUUCACAUUAAGUCCAAAGAAGUCAUAUUUAGCGAUGCCUUCAGAGUGAUAGAUGCAAGCGGAAAAUCUGCAACACCACCAAGGCUCAGCUUUGCCAAACCAUCAUCCUUGACUCAAGUACUGAAGGAUUGCCGAGAUUUGAUAACUCAAGCCAAUGAAGGAAAUUUCUCCCGCAUCGUCAUCACGGCGACCAUCUCAUUCGCCAAAAUCGCCCAGCUGGAUGCGUGGUAUCACCGCUCUCAUCCAGGGGAAACAACAAGCGAUCUACAUCUCGAAGGAAAAACCGGUCUAGAAAAUCUCGAAGAUCGCUUUCAAACCACCCGCGAUCUCCUCGCGGCUGCGUUAAAACUAUGCGAUGAAUUGAGGAACUGUCCUGAGCUCCAACAAAAGGUCCAGGAGAUGUUCCGCCUCUAUGAGGGAACUCGAUACGAAACAGUCACUUUAGAAGAACUUCAAUCAAUCAAGACUGCCAUGGUUAGUGGGCGAGGAGGAAUUGCGACUCACUCUGGGCACUGGUACAAUUGCGUCAACGGACAUCCGUUUGCUAUUGGAGAGUGCGGUAUGCCAAUGGAGCAAGCUCGAUGCCCUGAAUGUGGAGCACCUAUUGGAGGUCAAAAUCACACAGCCGUUGAGGGCGUUUCUCGAGCGCGGGAAAUGGAGUAG